Molecule: messenger RNA, 1570 nt
Organism: Fopius arisanus
Lineage: Eukaryota; Metazoa; Arthropoda; Insecta; Hymenoptera; Braconidae
Product: cell adhesion molecule 2-like
Exons: 8
Coding region: 734-1570 (278 amino acids)
Source: RefSeq, a predicted model, not a curated record
UAAUGCGCACUAUUUGCUCUAUCGUUAUCACGCACGCUGCAUACUUCUCAUUUUUUAUCCCCCCCUCCCGGCCCACUAAUAUUUUAAUUUUUUUUUUUUUCAUUCACCAUCACUUAAUCGCUGAAUUCCAUUAAUUAAUAUUCGAUUAACAUCGCCCAAUGUUAUCAAUUGAACAAAUUCAAUAAUUUAUUCACUACUGACUUGUGAAAUUUCGCAUGGAUUUUCAUGUGUGUGACAACGAGGAUUUUAAUGAUAACUCUGGUGAACUCAAGUGAUUAUUAGAGUAAUUGAGUAAAUGGACAGUUUAAUUGAUGUGAGGGAGGAGUGAUUAAUUUAGGAUUUGUCGUUCUGUUACUAACUGGGGGAAAUUAAGUUGAAAAUAUAACGUGAAUGCUUCAUCGGGCAUGAGUUCCACUAGCCUUUAACGUCUCACAAUAUUAUCAGCAAAUACAUCGUGUAAUGGGUAAAAAACAAAUAAACAAACGUGCGGAAGAGGAUAAAAAGUGGUGUGUAAACUGAAAGUUGUGUUACCGAAGGGGAGCCCUACGGAAGCGUUUCCUAUCACCGCCUCGAGUGACCACAAGGAACGAUUGAAAUUCGGAGUCGCUCUCAAGAGCAGAUAAGGACUCGUGAGUGUCAAACCGACGAGUUGUAACGACCCGAGUAACGACAAGGUGAACAAAAAGUAUAAAAAUCAAGUUAAAGUGCGGUGAAAUCGUAUUAACAAGGAGAAAUGAGGUAUCAUCCGGUGGCAGUGACAAUUCUCAUCAUUUUAUUUGGCAGUGUACGAGCGCAAGGGAUCCCGCGAACAUUUUUGGCUAGGCCUUUCCGAGGAGGACCGGCACUUCAGGCAAGAGCAGUACUUGAUGGUUUAGCAGAGCUGCCAUGUGACAUACGGCCACCGCAGCCAAACGAUUCAGCAGUCUUAGUUGUGUGGUACAAAGCUUCAGAGCGUCUACCCGAUAUUACCCCAAUUUAUAGCUAUGACAUGAGGAGCAAACACACGGAAAAAGCUACACAUUGGAAAGAUAAAGAGUUUCUCAAUGAGAGGGCUCACUUUAGGACAGCCACUGAACCUGCUAUUCUCAAUAUUAAAAGAGUUGAACAGAGGGACGAAGGAGAAUAUCUGUGUAGAGUAGAUUUUGUACGGAGUCCAACGAGAAACUCCAAAAUUUAUCUCACUAUAAUCGUGCCACCUCAUAAGCCGAAUAUCAUAGAUGAACAUGGAAAAACUGUCUCGACAAUUGCGGGGCCAUACGAAGAAGGGGGAAGCAUGCGGCUCACUUGCCUUGUUUCUGGAGGGCGUCCAGCACCGACAGUCCGAUGGUGGCGAGGUGAAACACUUCUAGAGUCUAGAGAUGAGCCUGGUGAAUUUCCAGCUCUACGUAGAAACACUUUAAUCGUUACUGAGCUGACAAGGGCGGAUUUGCAUGCCGCUUUCACUUGUCAGGCUUCAAAUAAUAACAUCAGCCAGCCAGUUUCAGCCUCAGUUACCAUUGAGAUGCACUCACAGCACCACCACCACCACAACAACAACAACAACAACAAUACCAACACCAAAAGGCAUUAA